GCUGUGUAUCCCAUGACAACAUAGACCAGCUUCAAAAUUUUCACAAAAUUGUUCACCACCGUUCCGUGUAUACGUGGCUAAAGUUUUGUCCGACUAUUUACUCUGGUCGUUUGCAGUUAGUUAUUGAUUUCGUGAAAUUUGCUUGUCUACUUGUAACAAAAUGCCUCAUUCCGCCCAUGAUGUGCCUUUGGGUGUCGCAAUAAUUCGAAAAUUUGGAAGUUGUUUUUGCCCAAACUUUAGAGGAUCAAGACCGUUCAUAUACCGAACAUCUAUAUUGUUACUAACAUUCUUCACCUACACAGCAUAUCACAUGUCAAGAAAACCAAUCAGUGUUGUAAAGAAUGUUUUGAGUCAGAAUUGCAGUGGUUUAAUUCCUCCACCUGGAACACACAUUGACGAUGACAACAAAGACUCUUGGUGUGAUUGGGCUCCAUUUGAUGGAAAAAAUUCACAGACCUUGCUAGGUACCCUGGAUUCGGCCUUCCUUUUUGCCUACGCAGCCGGCAUGUUUCUUAGUGGAUUCAUUGCUGAGCGAGUAAAUUUGCGCUAUUUCCUGGCGUUGGGCAUGCUCACGUCAGGUUUUUUCACCUACCUAUUCGGCGUAUCUUACUCGCAAGGUAUCCACUCGUUACCUUACUUCUUCAUAGUCCAGACGAUAGCUGGUUUUGCCCAAUCCACUGGAUGGCCCGGUGUAGUGACUGCAGUCGGUAACUGGUUUGGAAAGGGAAAAAGAGGUCUCAUUUUCGGCAUCUGGAACUCUCACACUUCGGUUGGUAACAUCUUGGGCUCCCUUAUCGCCGGCCACUUUGUCGAGAGCAAUUGGGGAAUGUCCUUCAUUAUUCCCGGCGCUAUCAUCGGCUUCAUGGGUUUCAUCAUCUUCCUGUUUUUGGUGACUGACCCGCGCUCAGUUGGGUGCCAUCCUCCUGAUCACCACGGAAAUCGGCAGGAAGAGAUUCGCAGUGGUUAUUCAAGUAUUGAAGAUGAAAGUAGCAGUCCCGGUCGCAACCGGAAUAUGCGUCUCUAUGCCAAUGGUUCCACCAGCUCGUCGGCCAGCUCGUCCAUCACUAUUGACCCCGAACGGGAAUCGUUGUUAACGCCGACUGACAACAGCGUGGAUUCCACCGAAGUUGGUACUCCCGAUAAAGUGCCUUCUGAAAUCACCAUUUCCAGCGCUGACAUCCUGGCAAAGGCGCCGGUCAGCCUCAACAAUCCCGACUUCCACCGGAGGGAGAAAGCUAUUGGAUUUAUUCAAGCUCUUCGCAUUCCGGGCGUGAUUGAAUUCUCCUUGUGCCUCUUCUUCGCCAAGCUCAUCAACUAUACCUUUCUUUUCUGGUUGCCACGGUACAUCAAUGCAUCCACAUCCUUCGAUGCCUCCGAGAGCGCAGAUUUAUCGACACUCUUCGACGUGGGUGGCAUUGUGGGCGGUAUCAUUGCCGGCGUAUUGAGCGACGUUACUGGCAUGAGUGCCGUAACAUGCGCCGUUAUGUUGGUCGUGGCUAUUCCCAUGCUCUUCAUCUACCAAACGUUUGGAACGAUAAGUCUGGCGUCCAAUAUUCUCCUUCUCAUGUCUGUCGGCUUGCUGGUGAAUGGUCCCUACGCCCUAAUCACAACGGCAGUCUCGACCGAGUUGGGUACUCAUCAGUCGCUUCGGGGAUCUGCACGUGCCCUAGCCACCGUUACUGCCAUUAUUGACGGCACUGGGUCAAUCGGAGCUGCUGUUGGUCCUCUAAUAGCUGGAACGGUCUCCGACUACGGUUGGGACAAUGUCUUUUAUAUGCUAAUGGUUGCGGAUGUCAUCGCUCUAGUCUUACUGUCUCGCCUGGUCAAACACGAAAUUGAGCGGUUCCGCGAGCGACGACGGGAGAUGCGCUUUAAGCGAGAGCGUAUGGCCUAACUUUUGUAGCCUAAGGGCAGACGGACAGAGGAGUCGUCCUCGACACUACUUGACGUUUGGCCUCGUUUAUUCAUCCUUUGUUUUAUAUCAAAAAAAGAAAGUUCAUGAUUGGCUUUAUACCAUCAUUACGGAGAAAAAUAAUUAAGAAAAUAAUUAAUGUUUGUUCGCUAAGUGAACUUUUUCGGUGGAUCGGCUUGUUUUGAUCGGCUUUACAUUCCUUUCAUGCUCGGUCUGCCCUUCUACUCUCUUUAUUGUCUCCCCUUUUUAUGCAAAACAAAAGAAGACGAAAAAAAAAGUGCCCAAAAUGGAACAUUGUUGUUGUCAUCCCUUUUUCUCCACUGUGGAUUUGCAUACCAAGUGCACGCGUGACAACUGGUGGGGACUACGCAGACAAGCCUUCUUCCUUCCUCCAAAUUCAGUUCACAAUUAUAUAUAAUUAUUAUUAUCAUUGAAAACCGAUUUCCUCCCACAUCCUGUUUGUGCACAUUGUACAGAGCACAAGUUUUUCGUAGAGUGUUUCCCCCCCCGCCCUCCCCUUUUUCCACUCAUUCUUUUUUGUUGAUUGAAAAAAGCCGAGAUUCCCUCGUGAGUUAAUAUAGAUCGAUUCACCGUUAUCUUAGUGACCCCUCAAAAAAGCUGGACAGAAUUUUCAAUUUUUUACAUCCCUUAUUAUUAUUCUGCCUUAUUUUUUUUUCCUUUCUCUUUCAACUUGCCUGUGUGUUUGGUGGUGAAUGUGUGCUAACGUUUGCGUCAUAAUGUGUGUCUGGUGGGGGCAAGGCGAGAGAGGAAAGAAACUGUGCUUUCAUUGAGAAAAAAAAACAAAGCGUGAUGGCCAUUCCGCCAAACAUGUCUCCCAACGACCCGACUGAUGAAAUCUAAAAUUGAUGGUAUCUAAAUAAAAAAUAUAUUAAAGAA
Molecule: messenger RNA, 2809 nt
Organism: Daphnia pulex (common water flea)
Lineage: Eukaryota; Metazoa; Arthropoda; Branchiopoda; Diplostraca; Daphniidae
Gene: MFS16
Product: glucose-6-phosphate exchanger SLC37A2-like
Exons: 14
Coding region: 161-1894 (577 amino acids)
Biological process (GO): transmembrane transport
Molecular function (GO): glucose 6-phosphate:phosphate antiporter activity
Source: RefSeq, a predicted model, not a curated record